This is a messenger RNA of Symbiodinium necroappetens, 432 nucleotides long. The record is from the annotation of a GenBank genome assembly. NCBI's taxonomy places the organism in Eukaryota, Dinophyceae, Suessiales, Symbiodiniaceae.
AUGAUGCGGGGGUCUUGUACAGCUUGGCAAUUGGCAUCGACGCGCGGUGGCAGUAAUUCAAGCUUGCUCACGACCUUCAUCGGCGAGUCAAUGCAUGGAGCUAGUUCAUGGUUGCUUGAAGAGGAGGCCACAGGCGACGAUGUGCUCCAAACCGAGCACACAGGAGCCACGGCUCCCGGGUCACCGCACUCGGUGAGUGGCACAAGCACAACGACCAUGGGAACCCUGCAGCCGACCGAGUCUCUCGGCUCCAAAAUGCACGAGGCGAAGCUUUGCCGACCUUGUGCUUGGUACUGGAGGCCUGGCAGCUGCUUGAGGGGAGCAGAGUGUCUCCACUGCCACCUUUGUGCAGAUGGGGAGCUGGGCAAGCGGAGGUUUGAGAAUCGCAAGUUGGCGAAGCUUCGCAAGAAGCAGAGUAAGGGAUCUCUUUAG